Molecule: messenger RNA, 2368 nt
Organism: Emericellopsis atlantica
Lineage: Eukaryota; Fungi; Ascomycota; Sordariomycetes; Hypocreales; Bionectriaceae
Exons: 5
Coding region: 109-2235 (708 amino acids)
Source: RefSeq, a predicted model, not a curated record
GUCGUAACGCGUGCUUCAGGCCGCGAGCUGCAUCUCGUUCGGCUUAACUUUCUCGAGCAGCGGCUCAUUGACAGCAGCUUCUGCAACACUGCACCCCAAAACGCCAGUAUGCCGACGCGAAAGAGGCCUACCGACACUGUUGAGGGUGGUCAGCCCGAUCACUCUCUUCUUGUCACGCUUCGAGGCAUGUGGCAAUUCGCGAACUUUUGCCAAUGGGUCUACACGUUUGGUAAAGCUGCGCGGAUCGACGAAAACAUUGACAUCGAGGAUAUUGAAUCUGACUGCCUGACUCCUGAAACGAAUCUGCUUUGCGACAUCGCCCUCGCUCUCCUCAAACUCAUAUCCUCGCAUCGAGGGUUGACUCACGAUAUCUUCGAUAGCCAGGCUCGCAAGCAGUACUUGGACAAGGCACCCGACGCAAAUCCGUUUGGAAACGAUGACGCGCCUGCGAAAUUUCAAGACUUCGAUGUACCCACAAAGAUCCGCGUGCUACAGCAGCUGACUCAGUGGGUCAUGAUCUUCCCCGAGCGCAUUCGAGAGAGAAUGGACGAGCAGCGUGACAUCGACCAAACAACUUGGCGUAUUGAGCCCUACGGUUGGGACAGUGAAGAUCGUACCUAUUUUGUGCUCGACGACAACCGAGUCUACCGCCUGACAGAGCCACCGCCAGCUCCUCCGUCCACUUCAAAAAAGAGAUCAAAGAAGGCCUUUCGAAGCGGUCGUCGAUCGAGCAAGAGACGAAGAACGCAAACAAAUGCAGAACUGGACGCCGAAUUGGACGAGAUGAGCGAACAAGAGCAGCCACAGAAGGAUCAUGAUUCCGCCAAGGCUCCUGACGAUGGGCUGGGGGGUAUGGUGUGGGAAUGUCUUGCUGUGACUUUGGAGGAAGCCCGGCUGCUGAUCGAUGGGUUUCGGAAAAGUCGGGACGAAAACGAGAAGGUCCUACGCAAACAGCUCGAACAACAUCUUCUGCCCAUUCUGGAGAAACAAGAGGAGAGCAGACAGCGCAGGAUUGCUCAGAGAGAGCGUGAACUGCUUACCAUGGCAAAGUUGGCCAAUGCGAAGCGGUCCAGCCGUCUGGCCAGCAAACUCGAACAGCAGAAGCUCGAGGAGAAGGUUAGGGAAGAAGAACAGCAGCAGCAGCAAGCUGCCCUGACGAGACUACGCGAGGAGCAGGCUCGCCUCAAGCGCGAGACUGAGAGAGACUUCAGGAUGGCCUCCCGUGGCCAAAGGUUAAGAGAAAGAGAAGCACGACGAAUACAACAUGAGGAGGAGCUCGCCCACCUCUCUGAAGACAGCAAAUGCCAGGAAAACGGGCAAAGUAGAUUGUCUGAACGACGCAGGCAAGCCGAGAUCGAGAGGGCCCAGCAAGCCUUGAAGGACCUGGACGAUGAAGACGACGAAUGGAUAUUCGACUGUGUGUGUGGGCUCUAUGGUAAGGUGGACGACGGCACGCACAGCGUGGCCUGCGAGAGCUGCAAUGUCUGGCAGCACAGCAGAUGUCUCGGUCUCAGCGAGGACGAAGUGGAAUCUCCCGAGUCCCAUUUCGUAUGCGCUGCUUGCAAGCGACGUCAGGUUGAAGCCAGGAAUGCCAAGCCACAUACCACCAUCAAGCUGAAGAUCAAACGCGAUCAGAAUACAAGCGAUACGCACCAACAUAUGGUCGACGAUCUACGAAACAACGAUACGGCGGAUUCGACCCAGGCUGUGGGUUCCGAGUCUGUGGGUACGCGCCCUCCCUCUCCGCAAAAACACAAUGUUGAGAAGGUGCAUAGCACGGAGAGCACCAGCAUGCCAUGUAUGACGCAAACUGGUCCAGAGCCUAACGGCGCUGUAAGGCUGAGGGAAAAUGAUGCCAGCAUCAAGAAUCGCAUUAUCCCCCCCGAGCAGGUGCACUCUCCCAGUGCUAUGUACUCUGAGCGAACCCCAGGUGGUCUUACGACUCCGUCCGCAGGGAUGCAUCCGGUGUCUGAAUCAAAACUCAAUACGCCUGCCAUCAGUCGCGAAAUAUAUCGUGCCACUCAUGAUCAAAAUGGAAACAUCCCAGCUAGUGGCGGUAUGUCUCCGACAAAACAAUCACCUCACAAUUCCUUUACUUCAAACGGCACAAUCCAAAGCGGGAUUACACCAAUCCGCAUACCGCCAGGCAUCACCCUCUCGCCAACGCCUCAGAAGACGAUCAUGACACCUCCGACCAAACACCAAGAAUUGAGCAGGCCUAAUAGCCAGCAAUAAGUCGACCAUGAUUCCAGACGAGGACAGUCACCGGUGUGGGGAUAACCCAAGUCUGUGCCCAUGCCUGCUGCAGCUCAGCAUGUGCGCAUGUCCAAAGACAGAAUGACGCUACGAUAAUUAGCAACACGCUACU